AUGGCUAAGAGUAAUUGGAGGAAGAAUCCGCAGAGGCGUCGCCAAGGGCUUGGAAAUGGUCUGAGUUCCAUCGGAGCUCAUAAUUCCUGGGCGGGUGGUGUUGAUCGGAAAAGGAAGAGAAAGCAGCACGACCAGCAGUUUUUUAUGACUGCCAAAGAUUACAGUCUGCGGCUUCAAGAGGUUUUAUACACUCCCGAGUACAUUUUCACUAAGAUUUUCCGGAAGGAUGGUCCAGCGCUUGGUGAUCAGUUUGAUUCUCUUCCUUCCGAUGCUUAUCCCAGUGAUCCCAGAAAGUCUCGUCACGAGGAGAGCAGAGAAGCGAAUAAAAGAAGAAAGACUUGUUUAAACUUCCAAGCUUGUUCUGAGAACAUUUCACCAAUCAGGCAUGGUAUUGGGAAAGGCCUAGUGACGGCAAAGGGUGCUCCAGUAAAGAAACAUGGCAUGGGCAAAGGUUUGAUGACUCAAAUUGGUGUACCUGGGAAAACACAUGGAAUAGGGAAAGGUCUGAUGACGGUUAGGCCACAGGCAUAUCCUGAUGCUAGUGAUUUUCCUGGUUAUUGCACUGAGAGCACCACCCAGAAGAAGAAAAGAGAAAAGCCGCGAGAAUCAAUUCAGAGAAAAUUGGCAAACAAAGAACUGGCUAAGAGGAAGACUUCACUAAGAAGUAGAAGGGUUGAAUGCCAGAAAGUUCAGAAGCAGAAGAAGCCUCAUAAAGAAAAAUGCCCACUUGCUCUUGAAGAUAUGCGAUGUCUAGAAAACACAGAAAUCAUGAUAUUACAGGAUGAUGAGGAAUUGGAGCUGACAGAAUUACAAGCAGGAUCGAAUUCGUUAACUUGUUCUGCUCAUUUGGUGACCAGUGGUUCUAACGGUUGCUCCCUUUGCAAAGACCUGCUUGCCAAGUUCCCUCCAAAUUCUGUCUCAAUGAGGCAGCCAUUGUCUGUGCAACCUUGGGCUUCCUCGCCAGAGCUAGUGAACAAACUUUUUAAGGCAUUUCACUUCCUUUGUACAUAUGCUGUAACAUUGAGUGUAUCUUCGUUCACCUUUGAUGAGUUUGUGCAAGCAUUUCAUGAUAAGGUAUCAUUGUUGCUUGGGCAAGUCCAUGUGUCCCUUCUCAGGGUACUCUUGUCAGAUGUCGACAAGGAGCUGAAUAGGGGACUUAACUCGCAUGCAAUAAAAAAUUGCAAAUUUUUGUGCUUGCUUCAUUCGAUUGAACAUCAGCGCGUCGUUACGGAGUUAUGGCAGAAAUCACUUAACCUACUAACAUGGACAGAAAUACUACAUCAAGUGUUGGCUGCAGCUGGCUUUGGUUCUAAGCUUGGUAAGAUGGAGAAGGCAGGAUACAACAAGGAAGCCAAUCUUAUGGAUAAGUAUGGGCUUCUUCCUGGUACGCUGAAGGGAGAACUAUUCAGUAUUUUAUUGCCCCAAGGAAAUGGUGGAAUGGAAGUAUCAGAGUUGGCAAGAUCUUCAUCUAUUGUUGAGUUGAAUCUCACUGAUAAAGUCCACGACCUGGAGAAUUUAAUCACCUCAGCUCUCUCUGGUGACAUAACAUUGUUUGAGAAGAUUUCCUGCUGUGGAUAUCGUUUAAGGAUCCAUGCAACUGAAAAUGAAUGUGAAGACUAUCCUUCUGAUUCAGAAGACUUUGGGAGCGGAGAUGACAUUUCUGAAGUCACUGGCGGAGACGAUACAAAUGACUCUGUCUACGAGUCCAGAGAUUCCAGUACGUUGAAAACUGAUGUUGGUAAAUCUGAUGAUAUUCUGACAGUAAGUGAUGAAAUUGAUGAGAGCCAUCCAGGAGAAGCAUGGUUGUUAGGACUUGUGGAGAGUGAAUAUUCAGAUUUAAAUGUUGAUGAGAAGCUCAGUGCAUUAGUUGCAUUGAUUGAUCUACUUCAUGGCGGAUCCAGUAUCAGGAUGGAGGAUAUCAUGAUAUCGAAUGAGGAAUUUGCUCCAAAUAUUAGUCAGUAUGGUUCUGGUGCAAAAAUAAAAAGAUCAAUGGCGAAUUGUUAUAACUUGCUCGCACAACCAGAAAGCUAUGGUGGGCAAAGGUUUACUGGACUGGACAUAAAUUCACCAGAACCAAUUGAUUCAUUGGUUGUCAUGUCAAAGAUUGGUGAAGAAGAGAAGCAUGCCAACAUGAGAAAGAUUGCCGAACAAAUGGAAGCAGAGGAGUGCUUACAUUCUAUGCAGUCUGUAUAUCUGGGUUCCGAUCGAAGAUACAAUAGGUACUGGUUAUUCUUGGGUCCUUGUGAUGAAUCUGAUCCUGGGCAUCGGAGAGUUUACUUUGAAUCUUCUGAAGACGGUCACUGGGAGAUGAUUGACACUAAAGAGGCUUUGUGUCAAUUAUUGUCAAUUCUGGACCGUCGGGGUGCCAGAGAGGCUCGCCUUAUAGUGUCCUUAGAAAAAAGAGAAGCCAUUCUUAGCCAAACGAUGUCCAAUAUUCAAAGUGAUGUUGAAAAUAGGCAGCUCCAGCCAGCUCAUUUUGAAUUAAGUGCUUCUAGGGAUGAUAGUUCCUCACCAGUGUCUGAUGUAGAUAAUCUAUCCAGCUCGAUUGAAAUGCAAAAUGAAUCACCAUCUUCUACUGGCGCGAUAGUUGUCGAAGCAUGGAAGAAAGGGGAGCGGAUGGCAGAAACCCAUUCUCAUGCGUUCGAUGCUGGAAUAUGGAGGUCUUUUUACUAUGAACUCAAUUCUGUUAAGCAUGGAAACAAGACAUAUCUUGACUCACUCAGAAGAUGUGAUCAGUGUCAGGACCUCUAUUGGAAAGAUGAAAAGCAUUGUAGAUUGUGCCACACUACAUUUGAGCUUGGAUUUGACUUGGAAGAAAAUUACGCUGUUCAUUCUGCAGUCUGUCGCGCCAAUAUUAAUAUUACUGGAAAACGAAAGCAAAAGGUUUUAUCUUCCCAAUUGCAAGCACUUAAAGCUGCUGUAUAUGCUGUAGAGUCAGCUAUUCCUGACGAUGCAUUUUUGGGGUCUUGGAAAAAAUCUGGAAAUCUAUGGGUCAAUAGAUUACGACGUGCCUCCAAUUUGACAGAGUAUCUACAGGUCUUAUCUGAUUUUGUUACUGCCCUCAAUGAAGAUUGUCGCGCUGUGGUUGGUAAAACUGGAUAUUUUGGUUGCCUCUCGGGUGGAAAGGAAUUCUUGAAAGUAUUCCCAUAUGGUUGGCUGGUUGCAAGGUACCCUGCUGCAUUUGCAAGAAAUUUAAUAUAUAAACGAGAAGAAAGCAAGAAAUGUGGACCUUGUGAAGAUUUUGGAGCGAUCAAUUUAGCAAACUAA
Molecule: messenger RNA, 3267 nt
Organism: Striga hermonthica
Lineage: Eukaryota; Viridiplantae; Streptophyta; Magnoliopsida; Lamiales; Orobanchaceae
Source: the annotation of a GenBank genome assembly